AUGCGAGUGUUCGCGGCUUUCGUUCUGUCUGCGCUGGCAGCCUCGCCGGCUGUUGCCCAGUCCUACACCAGCUCCGCCUCGACCGGUGCUGCUACGCCCUACCAGAUCCAGAGGCCGCCGCUCGACACGCCAUGGACCGGCGAGGUUGGGACGAACCCGUGGCCAGAGCACCCGCGGCCGCAGCUGCAGCGCGAGGCGUGGAAGAAUCUCAACGGAAUUUGGACCUACCAGGCGGCGGCCGCAUUUGCGCCUGAGAUCCCCGCGCUGCCCUCGACCCCGCUGAACCAGGAAGUCCUCAUUCCGUCGUGUAUCGAGAGCGGCCUGUCGGGCAUCCAGGACCUCAAUACGACCAACAUGUGGUUCGCGACGACCUUCACCGUUCCCAGGGACUGGCGCGGGCAGAACCUCCUGCUCAAUUUCGAGGCCGUCGACUACGAAGCCACCGUUUUCAUCAACGGCCAGGCUGCGGGAUUCCACCGCGGCGGCUACUUUCGCUUCACCAUUGACGCCACCAAAUAUGUUAAUUUCAAUGGCACCAACGAACUGCUCGUUUACGUGUUCGAUCCGACGGAUUCGCCCGGCUAUGUGAUUCCAAGGGGCAAGCAAACCCGAUCGCCCAGUCACAUCUUCUACAGGCCCUGCAGCGGCAUCUGGCAGACGGUGUGGCUCGAGCCCGUGCCAGCCCAGCAUAUUACCCGUCUGGACGUUGCGGCUGGCGCGGAUGGCGGCGUCAACGUCACCGUCUUCGGCUCCACCAAUCAGUCCAUAUCCGUCGACUUCUCCAUCACAGAGAACGGCCACGUCGUCGCCCAGGAAACAGGCCAGUGCGGCUCUUCGUUCAGCCUGAAAGUCGACUCGCCCAAGCUAUGGAGCCCGGACUCGCCCUCGCUUUACAAUAUCACCGUGCGCCUGGGAGACGAUGAGGUCAGCAGUUACACGGGCUUCCGCACCAUCACCACCGGUGUGAUUGACGGCGUGCGAAGGCCGCUGCUGAACGGCGAAUUCAUCUUCGAGUUCGGCACUCUCGACCAGGGAUACUGGCCCGAUGGCAUCUACACGCCUCCGACCCUCGAGGCCAUGGAGUUUGACCUCCACAUCUUGAAGGAUCUUGGCAUGAACAUGGUCCGCAAGCACAUCAAGGUCGAGCCCGAUCUCUUCUACCACUCCUGCGACAAGCUCGGUCUCCUUGUCAUCCAGGACAUGCCCAGCAUGCUUCUUGGUAGCGGCGAGCCGAACGCUGACCAGCAGAACGAGUGGGAGCGCCAACUUGGUAUCAUGGUCAACGAGCACAAGAGCUACACUUGCAUCGUCACUUGGGUCAUCUACAACGAGGGCUGGGGUCAGAUCACCAGCUACUACCCCGAGUUCCAGAUCGCCGACUGGAUCAGGGCCGCAGACCCGACCCGCCUCAUCGACGCCACCAGCGGCUGGUACGACCACGGCGCUGGUGACUUUUCGGACAACCAUCACUACGCCACGCCCCAGUGCGGCGCGCCGUUCUACUCCAUCCCGUCUUCCCCCUACGACCCCAACCGCAUCGGCUUCCAGGGCGAGUUCGGCGGUAUCGGGCACAACGUCUCCAUCGAGCAUCUGUGGAACGUCCAAGAAGCCAUCAACACGAUCAACCAGACGUACGAGAUCAGCGAGGACCUGGCCGCGUACAACUACCGCGCCCGCGUGCUGUUCAACGAGCUGGAGGACCAGGUCAAGAUGUACGCCUGCAGCGGCGCCGUGUGGACCCAGACGACCGACGUCGAGGGCGAGGUCAACGGCCUGGUCACCUACGACCGCCGCCUCGAGCGCGUCGACCGCCAGCAGUGGAAGGACGACAUCCAGUCUCUGUACGACGCGGCGGCUGGGCGUGGCGGGGCGAAUUAG
Messenger RNA from Lasiodiplodia theobromae, 1878 nucleotides. RefSeq names its product Glycoside hydrolase family 2 immunoglobulin-like beta-sandwich. Gene Ontology annotation, molecular function: hydrolase activity, hydrolyzing O-glycosyl compounds. Gene Ontology annotation, biological process: carbohydrate metabolic process. The record is from RefSeq and is a predicted model, not a curated record. The coding region runs from base 1 to 1878 and encodes 625 amino acids. The transcript is spliced from 6 exons. NCBI's taxonomy places the organism in Eukaryota, Fungi, Ascomycota, Dothideomycetes, Botryosphaeriales, Botryosphaeriaceae.